UGGAACAUCAACAAGUUUUGCUUAGGGUUCGAGAUAGUAUAUAGCUUCCAAGACCCCCACUUUAUGACCUGGGAACACACAAGAAUAAUGCUUAUAUUUCUUCGCUAUCUCCAGUUUUCGUAUACAGGCGGGUUAAUACAGAAGGUCGGCGGCUGCUAG
Messenger RNA from Fusarium vanettenii 77-13-4, 159 nucleotides. RefSeq lists its product as uncharacterized. Lineage: Eukaryota; Fungi; Ascomycota; Sordariomycetes; Hypocreales; Nectriaceae. The annotation marks the transcript as partial. The record is from RefSeq and is a predicted model, not a curated record. The transcript has a single exon.